UAUACUUGUUCUCCUUAUGAAAACAGCAAUGUUGUAACAGCAAGAAGACGACGACAUCAGCAACACAAAUGUUCAGAUAUUAUACACACACAGAGACACACACAUUUUACUGGUGUGUUUUUGCAGGGAUAGUGUAUAAUGUUCAGGUGGUGACGGGAAACGUCAGGGGUGCGGGGACGAACUCUAAGAUUCAGAUGGUGAUGCACGGAUCCAAAGGCAUGAAGAACAGCGGGAAAAUCUUCCUGGAGGGAGGACAGUUUGAGCGCGGCCUCACCGACAUCUUCAACGUGGAGAUCGCAGCGCUGCUCAGUCCACUCAGCCGAGUCACCAUUGGACACGAUAACGGAGGGGUCAGUCCUGGCUGGUACUGCGACAAGGUGGUGGUUUUCUGUCCGUUUACUGGUAUUGAACAGACGUUCCCCUGCUCUAAAUGGCUGGAUGAGGACGAAGGUGAUGGGAUUAUCGAGAGAGAACUAUACGAGAUGGUGUCACUCCGACAGAAGAGGCAGAAGAAACAUCCAUGGUCGCUCUGGAUCUGGACGACGGAUCUUGCUGGAGCAGGAACAGACGCCUCCAUCCUUCUGCAGAUCUACGGAGAAAAGGGGAAAUCUGACGAGAUGAAGCUCGACAACAAAACGGACAACUUUGAGCAGGGCCAGCUGGACAAGUUCAUGGUCGAACUGCCGGAUUUGGGAAAACUGACCAAACUGCGUAUCUGGCAUGAGAAGAGGAAUCCGUUCGCCGGCUGGCAUCUGAGUCGAAUUUCCAUAAUGAAAACUCUCACAAAGGAGAAGUUUAAAUUCCCAUGUGAACGCUGGCUGGACACCAAUGAGGACGAUAAUGAGGUGGUGCGAGAGCUGCCGGCCACAGGAGAGCUGAUCGCUGAACCACUGCCUGUGGUGAAGUAUCGAGUGACCGUCUACACAGGGGAUGUGAGCGGCAGCGGGACGGAUGCGCAUGUGUUUCUGUGUCUGAUCGGGGAUCUGGGCGACACUGGUGACCGCAGCCUCAUCAACUGCAAGAACAACAUCAACAAGUUCGAGAGGGGAAAUGCUGAUGAGUUCAUCAUCGAGGCGGUCUCCAUCGGGGUGGUGCGCAGGGUUCGUAUCGGUCAUGACGGUCGGGGCGGAGGCUGUGGAUGGUAUCUGGAUAAAGUGACUAUCCGUGAAGAAGGACAGGCUGAAUCCCAGGCUGUGGAGUUCCCCUGCAGCAGAUGGUUCGACCGCAAUGAAGACGAUGGACAGAUAGUUCGAGAGCUGCAGCCGUUUGCAGAUGGACAGAGACUGUACAACGUCAGCUAUCACAUCGCGGUGAAAACAGGCAACGUCACCGGAGGAAGUUCAGACUCUAAAGUUUUCGUGAAGUUGUACGGAGAGAAAGGAGACACCAGCAAAAUGAUGCUCGCCGUCUCCGACAAUAAUCUGCGCAAUUACUUUGAAGUGGGACGAGUGGACAUCUUCACCCUCGACACUUUAGACAUCGGACAGGUAGGGAACAAAUUAUAAUUACUCAUAUUUAAUAUGAUUAUCUGUGGGCUGUAU
Danio rerio (zebrafish) is the source of this 1541-nucleotide messenger RNA. The record is from RefSeq and is a predicted model, not a curated record. NCBI's taxonomy places the organism in Eukaryota, Metazoa, Chordata, Actinopteri, Cypriniformes, Danionidae.